GCAUUCGUCUCUCUCGGCCGAUUGUUACCGAAGUGAGUCGAAAAAAAACCGUUGGACGAGUUGGACGCGGUCCACGGUUAAUACAUAUACAUUUGACUGCAAAUUGUUGUUAAAAAUUAAUUCAACUAACUUUGCAAGUUAGUCUACAGCCGGCGCGUAGUUUCGUAUUUUAGUUUGUGUAUUUAUUCACGUUUUGCAGUUUGUGCGUGUAUCUGUGUAUUUCCCAGUGUACGUUUGUAUCUUUGUGCAUUAAUAAAUUAUUAGUAAAUUAUAAAUAAGCAAUGCUGAAAAGCAAACACGCAAAUACUUGCGAAAAUUAUUAUCGCCAGCUGCAGGCAAGUUAAUUAACAAUAUAAAAAAAAGUAGAAAAACAAAAGUGAAACCAUAAAGCAGGCGCCAAGAAAGUGAAACAAACAAUUGUGUGACAAACUAAAUGAACAACCCACGCGAUUGUUGCGGUUGUCGCGUGUGUGCAACUAAUUAAAAUAACAAACAACGAGAACGAACAACAACAACAACAGGUCACAUAUGAUGGCAGCAUUCUAAUUGGCGAUGUCAUUGCGCAGCAACAAGUCGCAGGAAAGUAGCAACAGCAACAUGGCCUACCAACAGCAGCAGCAACAGUUGCUGGCGCAGCUGCAGCAGCAGCACAAAUUCCAGGCACAGCAGCAACAGCAACAGCAGCAGCAGCAGCAGUUGCAACAACAGCUUGCCAAUGGCAAUGCAGCUGGCUCUAAGUAUGCAACCAGCAAUACGAGUCGCAACAAUCUUGCCACAUUGGUGGCAGCAAUCAAUGGGCACGAUCAAACCGAUGCAUCUCAGAUGCAGUCCGGCUAUCAAUUGUCGCCAGCGGCUGCCUCAAGGGUGGCACAUGCCGCACCUUUGGGUCCGCCCUCUUACAGUGCUGCCACAGCGCAGCCAGCGUUCGCAUACUUCAGUCAGCAACAGCAACAUGCACUUGCCUACCAGCAACAGCAACAGCAGCAACAGCAGCAACAACAUCAGCAGCAGCAACAGCAACAGCAACAAAUGUCGCUGCCACCACCGGAUCUCACGGAUGGCAUUGAUCAUCAUCCGGUUUCAAUGUCACCACCGGAUUCACCGAAUGCCGCCUCCGCUGCCGCUGCCGCUGCUGCCGCCGACCUCGAGCAGCAAUUGUGCGUUGUGGCCAAGAUGCAGAAAUCUGUGACGAUUACAGUGACACCUCAACGCAGCAAUUCCAUGGAUUUUCUCAACUUUGAGGAAAAGCGUCAACUUAUUGCUUCCUCACUGUCCUUGUCCGACAUUCUGCAGAAUAAUGCCGGCAAUGCCAAGGAGGCAAAUACUGUCAAUGCGAAUGGUGCCAAGAAACAAAAUGGCGCCGCCAUACGCACAAAUAGCCUGGGCUCAGGCACCCGCACCCCACCCCUGGAACGCAAAAGCAAAUUGAGUGCUUUGGGCAGAUUUUUCAAGCCCUGGAAAUGGCGCCGAAAAAAGAAGAGCGAAAAAUUUGAAGCUGCCUCCAAAUCCUUGGAGCGCAAGAUUUCUGUACGUGCCAAUCGCGAUGAGUUAGUGCAAAAGGGCAUUUUGCUGCCGGAUAGUCCGCUGGGCAAUAUUCCAGAGCCGGGCGAGGAGUCGUACUACAACAAUAGUGGAGCCACUGCCAAUGGCUCUUUACUCUCAGCCGUCCACAAUAAUUCCAUAAAUCAAGCCAACAAUUCCAUAAAUGCCACCACGUACGGCACUGCCGGCAAUGCACUUAUCAGUCAACAGCAGCAGCAGCAGUCGAUGGGCGGCGGAGGCGUGCCCAAUUCCAUAUCCGUGCAACAGUUCAAUGCUAAUUCCAUGCUCAAUGGCGCCAGCCUCAAUCAACAGCAACAGAAUUCCAUGGCCAAUGGCGGAGGCGGUGGCGGUGGCGGCGAUGGCGCCUCGGACACAUCCUCGCUAAGCGGCGGAGUGCCACAUUCACAGUCAGCGCCCCAACAGCUGGGCGUGGGCCAACAACAACCGCCACCAUUAACACCGCUCGCCCAACAUCAUCAGGCAUUGGCCCAACAGCUGCAACAGCGAUUUGCCAUCAGCAAUAAUAAUGAACCAAGAAAAGACAAGACUGAUGCACAACAACACGGUGGCAAUGGCACAUUAUCAACACCGAAUAUUGAGCAACCGACAUGCCAGGGCUCCAUGUUGCCACCACCCGGUGGUGGCGGUGGAGUUGGUGGCAUGCACCAGCAGCAACAACACAACCAGGCCGAUUCCAACAACAAACAGGAGCGACCCAACACUCUCGGUGGCAGCAACAAGCUGUCGCGGCGAGGUGUCAACAUUUGCUAUCACAACGAGCAUUAUGGCGGCGAUGAUGGCAAAAUGGUGGGUGGACCACCGGGUAGCACACCACCGCCAUAUGCCGGUGGCCAGCGGCCGGGCGUGAUGCUCAGCGAGCUGCCGGAGCCACCGAUACCCGUGUCGGAGAUUGGACCCAUCCCACCGCCGCCAAUGUUCUCCACGCCGAGCCCGACGCUCAUCGCUGGACGACCGCACGGGCCAGGCGCCAUGAAUGAUCAGGAUUAUCAGCAGGACUACGAUUAUGAUGAUCACGAUCCCGACCAGGACGAGCUCGACUCGGAUGAUGAGUAUGCGCCGUAUGGUGGUAACCAUGUUCGCGUUAUGGACACGCAACGCGUCGAGGAAAUUCCAGCCAAAGAGCCAAAACCAAAUGCAGUUCCUCUCAAAUCGGCGCUAAAGAAGAAGGGCCCAACCGUCUCGGCGUCCACGCCCGUUACGCCCACACAGGAGCAUCACAGUGCCGCCCAAGCGGCUGCCAUUUCCAAUAGCAACGGCGGCAUCGGUUCGAUGGCCGCGGCAGCCGCAGCGGCGGCUCAGCAUUCGGCCAGCCAGCGUCCGUUGGUGGUGCGCCAGGAUGCGACGGGCAACAACUAUUCGCUGAAGCCUAUACUACGACCACGGAUUAGAAUAUGCAGGCAGCAAAUGUUCAAUAUUCAGUUGCCAUGCACCGUUGAGAACAAGGAGAACACGAGGCCCUUUGUGAUACGCGAAAGCAGCAGCGAUAGUGAUGAGAGUGAUGGCCAUAUUGUCUAUCGGGAUGAUGAUAAUGAUAACACCAGGCUGGCCAAAUUGGCGCGCAAGGAAUCGCUAUCGUUGAAGCUGCAAUUAAGGCCCGAUAAACAGGAUCUGAUCAAUCGAAAUAUUUUGCAUCAGGUCAACGAUAACGACGUCAAGGAGUCCAAGGAGGCGAUUGGGGCGCGCCUAAUCAGACGACUGUCAAUGCGACCCACCGCCGAGGAGCUGGUGGAGCGCAACAUUCUAAAAACUCAAUCACCCGCCGAGGAGAAGAAACAGAAGGAGGAGAAGAAAUCGUAUUUACUGCGCAAGCUCAGUUUUCGGCCCACCGUCGAGGAGCUUAAGGAGAAGAAGAUCAUACGCUUCAACGAUUAUAUUGAGGUGACGCAGGCGCACGAUUACGAUCGACGGGCGGACAAGCCAUGGACAAGACUGACGCCAAAGGAUAAGGCCGCCAUACGCAAGGAGCUGAACGAGUUCAAGUCCUCCGAAAUGGCAGUCCACGAGGGCAGUCGCCAUCUGACGAGAUUCCAUAGGCCAUGACGAUUGCAAUGGCAGCCACUUUCCAACAAAUUACAACAACAACCCAAACAACAAUUGUAUUUUGUGCAACAUCAAAUUGUCAACAAAUAUCUAAAAGCAAAACAUUAAUAAAAACAAACAUAAAAAAACUAAAAAAAAAAAUCAAAAAAAAAAGAGAAUAAAAUAAGAGAGAUAAACACACAAUAAGAGAAAAGUAAUGCAAAUAACAAUUUUAAAUGGCAUAAAAUAUUUAAAGAAAUAAAGUGAGAAACAUAAUGAAAUGCCGCAUUAAAAGCAUCUUUUAUGAUUUUUGUUAAAUGCGAUUUCCGCUCGGUUUUCUAAUUAUAAGUUAUUUUCUGUACGUAUUUGUGUUUCUAUUUCUAUUUUCUUUUUGUUAAUUGUAUGUAAAUAAAUCAUUUUUUGGAAACCCAACUGAACGCAAAUCAAAAUAUCAAUUCUUGUCUUAUGUAGAUGUAUUAAGUCCAUUUGUUUACUCUUCAGUCAAGGCAAUUAUGUAUUAUAUUAUAUAUCAAUGGAAGUGAAACAAAA
Messenger RNA from Drosophila innubila, 4131 nucleotides. Its product is annotated as phosphatase and actin regulator 4. The transcript has 12 exons. Gene Ontology annotation, molecular function: actin binding. The record is from RefSeq and is a predicted model, not a curated record. The coding region runs from base 553 to 3603 and encodes 1016 amino acids. NCBI's taxonomy places the organism in Eukaryota, Metazoa, Arthropoda, Insecta, Diptera, Drosophilidae. Gene Ontology annotation, biological process: actin cytoskeleton organization.